AAUCCACAUGUAUUGAGAGCUAACCGAACAAGCCCUUAUUCUUUAUCUACUAGCUACCGCUCAAGGAUCAUUUGAUCGCUGGUCCUUAUCUCCAGCAGUCCAGCACGAACAGGUCUCCGGUUCUUAUCUCCAGCACGACAACGUCUCUGCUCAGCUGAGCUCAUCUCUCAUCUUCUCAGCCUGGAAAAAAAAUCAGCCGCCGCCCCUGCGCAGAUUUUUUCAGCGUCUAUAUCACUUUGCGCGUGUCCAAGCCACCGUUCAGCUCGAGAAGAAAAUCCUACCGUGCUCGAUUCUUCCCUGCGCGUCUCCUCCGCUUGGAGCUUCCUACGCUCCCUGCGUCCCUCUGUGGCCGGAACUCCCUUCAUGGCCGGAGCUCGGACGGCGCUCGGUCCUGCCACUCCCAUGGCCGCGCCCCCCUGCUUCUCUCUCUCAGCGCUCGCGGCUCUUUCUUUCCUGCUCCGUCCAUGGCUGUUUGCCUCUGCUCGCGGCGUCCCUGCUCGCCCAGCCGAGCUCUCCACUGCCCAGCUCCAUCUCACGGCGCUCUGUCUGCUCGGUUCCAUGGCCUCGGUACUCCAGCUCGUCGUGACCUGCUCCCUCUGUUUCCAUGGCAGGCUCUCUGCUCGUCGCGCGCGCCUGGACGAUCUCCCUGGUGGCUGCCUGUUCUCCCUGUGUACCGCGCGAGUUCUUUGGUAGACGCGCGCUGGCCGUGCUCCACUUCGCCCAUCGCGGCGCUCCAGUUCCAACUCGCUGCGCGCCGAGCUCUUCGCUGUUGUCCGUGCGCGCGCGCCGCUCGUCGACCUCUCUGCUCACGUAUAGCUCGCUCUUUCCUUGUUUGCCGCGCGCACGAAUUUCAUCUGCUCCCACAAGCAUGUCGAGUUCCCGCACCAUCAUCGCUUCUGUCACAAGCUCGUUGACCACAGUUAUUUUGAUCGUGUCAGCUCGCGACUGUGGUCAUGUUCAUCGAAUUCGCCAACACUUUGUUGCCGAUUCGAUUGUCGUCGUUUCGCGUGUUGUCGAGCCCGUCGUUUUCCCCGUUUUGUACUCGCAUGGUUUUCUGCUCGCCGGUGCGCCCUCUCGGCUCGCUCGGCUUUAAUUCCUAAUCGCGUCGUCGAUUCCACCGGUUAGCGUCGUUGCGUCGCGGGUGCAGCUCUAUAUACAUCACCCUCCCGUGUCGUCGUCGUUCCGCGUGUCAGCAAGAAAACCAAAGAAUCAGGUGAAGACGAAGCUAGCAGCGCGAUAUUCCCUAAGCGCUCGAUAAAUUGCCUGGAUCGGAAAAUCGCUACCGAUCUCGUGGAUUCGUGUCAGCUCUGGAAACGGUAAGCUGAUAAAUUAUUCAGAAUAGUUUGAUCGAUGAAUAAAUUAAAGUGCUAGUG
Molecule: messenger RNA, 1373 nt
Organism: Zea mays
Lineage: Eukaryota; Viridiplantae; Streptophyta; Magnoliopsida; Poales; Poaceae
Exons: 1
Coding region: 465-914 (149 amino acids)
Source: RefSeq, a predicted model, not a curated record